Molecule: messenger RNA, 1104 nt
Organism: Trachymyrmex septentrionalis
Lineage: Eukaryota; Metazoa; Arthropoda; Insecta; Hymenoptera; Formicidae
Exons: 4
Coding region: 1-1104 (367 amino acids)
Source: RefSeq, a predicted model, not a curated record
AUGCGCGCAGGAUGUUACUUCGAGGUGCCGCGGGAAAUAGCGACGAAACGAACGGUGAUCAAUGUUAGAACGGAGGACAAUGCGUGCUUCGCGUGGUCAGUGGUUGCCGCUCUGUACCUGGCUGAAAAGUAUGGGGAGCGAGAGUCAUCGUAUCCGCAUUAUACGACGAUGUUGAAUCUCGCGAGUAUCGAAUUUCCGAUAACGUUCAAAGACAUUCCGAAAUUCGAACGGUUGAACGCGGUGUCGAUCAAUGUAUACGGCAUCGAGAAUAAACAAGUCCUUCUUCUACGGCUCACCAGUGACAAGAAGGACAAGCAUGUCAAUCUCCUGUACAUGCAAGAUCCACGCAACGACGGUGUCGGCCACUUUGCGUGGAUCAAGAACCUGUCGCGUCUUGUGAGCUCGCAAUUAAGCAAAAAAGAGCACAAGAAAUAUUUCUGCGACCGCCAGACCUCGUACUUCAGAACGAAUGAGAAAUUGCAGUCGCACACAAUGGACUGCCAGAAGAUCAACGAUUGCGCUAUUCGACUGCCGAGCGAGGACGAAAAGUGGCUCGAAUUUGGGAACCUCUGCAACAAGGAGCGCGUCCCAUUCGUCGUCUACGCCGAUCUGGAGUGCGUUUUACGAAAGACGAAACCCGACAGGGAAGAUGCGUCGUCGUACGCGUAUCACGGCAUGAGGUUAGCGUGGUUCGCGCGACAACUCAACGAUUUGGCGCAUCGCGUGAAAAAUAUCGUAUCCGCCAACGUGCCCAUGGAAACGUUGUCGAAAGAACAAUGGGAGGUGUACCGUAGCGCGACGCGUUGUCACAUCUGCGAGAAACCGUUCGCGUCGGACGACACGCGGGACACGCACUUAUCACCGCGCAAAUCUUUUUACAGUUCGUUAACGGGCGAUACCGUAUCCGAGAGCGAUUACGCUCACGCGGCGAAUGUAUGGCAGCGAUUCUCCAUCCGAACGCUCGGCGAGUACAGUGAUCUGUACUUGAAAACCGAUGUCUUGUUAUUAGCCGACAUUUUCGAAAAUUUCCGCAAAAGUUGCGUCGCGAGUUACGGUCUCAAUCCCGCACAUUAUUACACCUUGCUUGGUUUCACGCGAUAUUAA